Molecule: messenger RNA, 2051 nt
Organism: Fukomys damarensis (Damara mole-rat)
Lineage: Eukaryota; Metazoa; Chordata; Mammalia; Rodentia; Bathyergidae
Gene: Slc19a3
Product: solute carrier family 19 member 3
Exons: 7
Coding region: 341-1945 (534 amino acids)
Biological process (GO): transmembrane transport; vitamin transport
Cellular component (GO): plasma membrane
Molecular function (GO): thiamine transmembrane transporter activity
Source: RefSeq, a predicted model, not a curated record
UUUUAUUACCAUUAUAUUGAGGGGGGUCGGUAUAUUACUUUAAGUGGCUCCUUUGAGCUAGAAUGAACUGUUCUAGCACAGGACACAGCGACUCACAGAACUCUGAUUUUCUCCUCUGCAUCUUAAGCCCCAGAGCCUUAAUGAGCACAUGCAGAGUGGGGGCGUGGCCUCCUGACCCAGCGGGAACGCCCCACUGUCCGCUGGCCCCACCGAGAACCUGGAUCCAGCAAGCAGCCCAGGGAGCUUGUAUUGGGCCAGAGAGCAGCACCCACUUCUCUAGGGUCCAGUGUGUGCUGCAACGGAGUCAGAGGAGGCGCUCUUUGGUCGGCUAUGACCUGCGAUGUCCGCCAACGAUCCAGGCAGAGCCGAGGCUGGAGCUCAAGGUUCACCUCCUCCAUCUGCAGUUGACAGCCUGAGGUCUCCCUCUGCCACGUGUCUCCUAGACACACACGGUCCAGCUCACCAAGCUAUGGAUUGUUCUAGAACUUCACCAAGCAACUCCUGGAUUUUUCCCACGGUGAUCCUUUGCUUAUAUGGAUUUUUCUCCAUGAUGAGACCAUCAGAACCAUUCCUUAUCCCAUAUUUAUCUGAACCAGAUAAAAACCUGACCAGCACAGAGAUCACGAACGAGAUCCUUCCAGUGUGGACGUACUCCUACCUGGCGCUGCUGCUCCCUGUGUUCGUCCUCACCGACUACGUCCGCUACAAGCCGGUCAUCGUCCUGCAAGGCACCAGCUUCAUCGUGACCUGGCUGCUGCUCUUGUUCGGCCGAGGAGUCAGAGCCAUGCAGGCUGUCGAGUUCACCUUCGGGAUGGUCUCGGCCACCGAGGUGGCCUACUACGCCUACAUAUACAGCGUGGUCCGCCCUGAGCACUACCAGAGGGUGAGCGGCUACUGUCGGAGCGUCACGCUGGUGGCCUACACUGCGGCCUCGGUGCUGGCCCAACUCUUGGUAUCCUUGGCGAACCUGUCUUACUUCUACCUCAACGUCAUGUCCUUGAUCUCUGUCUCUGUGGCCUUCCUUUUCUCACUCUUUCUACCAAUGCCUAAAAAGAGUAUGUUUUUCCAUGCAAAACCCAGCAAAGAAGUUCGUCCAAAACCACCGGGAACGGAUGCGGACCUUGGGGAGGCUCGGGAGGAUCCUGAAACGGUUCAGCAGAAAUCCUCCAGUAUUUCCAGGGAGCCAGAAUGCAGCCACCUGGGCACCCAAAAGACUGAAAAUGUGGUUUUGAAGAAUUUUGUGCAGUGGUUCCAAGACCUGAAGGAGUGCUACUCCUCUAAGCGUCUUUUUUACUGGUCUCUGUGGUGGGCUUUUUCCACGGCAGGUUUUAAUCAAGUUUUGAAUUAUAUUCAAAUCCUAUGGGAUUACAAAGCACCAUCCCAAGAUUCUUCCAUCUAUAACGGGGCAGUGGAAGCUAUCGCAACAUUCGGAGGGGCUCUGGCUGCCUUUGCAGUGGGCCACGUGAAAGUGGACUGGGACCUUCUGGGAGAGCUGGCCCUGGCGAUCUUUUCUGUCAUCAGUGCUGGCUCCCUGUUUCUCAUGCAUUACACACUCAGCAUCUGGGUGAGCUACGCCGGCUAUCUGAUGUUCAAGGCCAGCUACAUGCUCCUUAUAACUGUAGCCGUAUUUCAGAUUGCAGUUAAUCUGAGUGUGGAGCGCUAUGCCCUGGUGUUUGGCAUAAACACCUUUAUUGCCUUGGUGAUUCAGACCAUCAUGACUAUGAUCGUAGUAGACCCCAGAGGGCUCAGCUUGGCAAUCAGCAUUCAGUUUUUAGUUUACGGAAGUUAUUUUGCUGUCAUUGCUGGAAUGUUCCUAAUGAGAAGCAUAUACAUUCUCUACUCGCUCAAAUGCCAAAAGAAAGUUCAGAGACUCCCUAUGAUUCAGAGUCCAGCUAAGUUACACACAGAGGAGCCAGUUAAUACCACCCUGUCAACAAAGCUCUAACCUUAUCACAUCAACACAGUGUUUUCCAAAAUCACUGACUGAAAUUGCAGGAUUUUGCAACUAAUACAUUGAUGUGUUCUGCAAGCUGGAUUCCACUGAACCUUCC